Molecule: messenger RNA, 945 nt
Organism: Cadophora gregata
Lineage: Eukaryota; Fungi; Ascomycota; Leotiomycetes; Helotiales; Ploettnerulaceae
Gene: MTR3
Product: 3'-5'-exoribonuclease
Exons: 2
Coding region: 1-945 (314 amino acids)
Biological process (GO): U4 snRNA 3'-end processing; poly(A)-dependent snoRNA 3'-end processing; rRNA catabolic process
Cellular component (GO): nucleolus; cytoplasmic exosome (RNase complex); nuclear exosome (RNase complex)
Source: RefSeq, a predicted model, not a curated record
AUGACGGACAGAAGGAGACUCAAUGGACCUUUGGGUGGAAGUUCUGCGCCAAUAUAUUCCAAAUACAUACAAAAAGAUGCUGCGUCGCAAACCGAGAGGCCGUCAAGGGUCAGACAACCCAACGUUCUCAGGAAAAUGUUCUUGAAGACUGGUGUCACUCCCUCAGCUUCAGGCUCUGCAUAUCUCGAGCUGGAAGCUUCCAAAGCCCCAAAUUCUAGAGCUCCAGGCCUAGCAUCUCUCUCAACAUCCGGGUUGAAGCUCACAUGUACCGUUCAUGGUCCGCGCCCACUUCCCAAGAAUGCUCCCUUCUCGCCCCAUAUCAUCCUCUCAACACACGUGAAAUAUGCUCCGUUCGCUACAAGGAAGAGAAGAGGCUACCUUCGAGAUUCGAGCGAGAGAGAUUUGGGUGUACAUCUGGAAACUGCACUGAGAGGUGUGAUCAUUGGAGACCGAUGGCCAAAGAGUGGAGUGGAAGUCAUAAUAACUAUUUUGGAGGGUGAGGAAGACCAGUGGUGGGGCGAUGACCGAGGUGGACCCAUCACAGCUGGAGACUGGGGCAUGAUGAGCGUAUUGAGCGGCUGCAUUACGGUUGCUUCAGCUGCUAUUGCAGAUGCGGGUAUUGAUUGCGUGGAUGUGGUUUCUGGUGGAGUUGCAGCUGUGGUCAAGAGCAGUCAAGGGAAGCAAACAACCAUGGUACUGGAUCCCGUACCAUCGGAGCAUCAAGAGAUACUUGCAGCCUGCAUAGUCGCAUAUCUGCCUACCCGAGACGAAAUUACAGACCUGUGGGUGAAAGGAGAUAUUGGACAUGGAGAUCGGUCAAACAUUGCUCAAAGCGCAUCCUAUGAAGAGCUGGCCGAUAAUGCCGUGCAAGCUGCAUUGGGAUCGCACAGGGUUCUUGUUGCUGCUUUGAAAGAGACCGCCAAAAUGAAGCUGGAUAGACAAUGA